This is a messenger RNA of Closterium sp. NIES-67, 2218 nucleotides long. The record is from the annotation of a GenBank genome assembly. Lineage: Eukaryota; Viridiplantae; Streptophyta; Zygnematophyceae; Desmidiales; Closteriaceae.
CCCUCGUCAGCACGUCAGGACGCUUCUCUCGUCAACGCCUGCAGCAUCCAGUUCCCAAAUCGCGCGCUCUCACGUAGCCAACAUCUCGCUUGCGUGAUGCACGGGUGCUCGAUCACAUGUAGUAACUGUUUGGCCUUCCGCCACGCCUCCGCCUAGCCACCUGCUGCUGCCGGUCGAGACGGGAAGCAGAGGGGCUCAUCCCUUGAUUUGUCUCUUCCACCACCUCCUUCCGUUCUUGAUUUUCCUGAUCCUUCUUCCUCCUCGUCCGCUUCCUUAUCCCUCCGUCCUGCAAGCAUGCUCGGAAGCCAUUUCAUGUCCCUUCCCGUCUCAUUUGUUACUUUCUGUAGAAGCCCUACGUUCAAACCACACGCAUCCUAAUCGUCGCCAUCGCCUCCGUAAGAUCGAAUUUCCCGUUAUCAGUAGCCUCGGCUAUGCAAUGGGUAACACCUGCUCCUCUGCCUUUCCGCGCGAAUAUGACGAUGACCUCUGCGACGUCGCCAUGCCGCAGAAACGUCGCAAUUCGUCGCGCACAAAAAUCGAGAACCGUCUUGAUUCUCGUCCACCUGCCGUCUUAGCGAAUUCCACGUGUCCUCCAGUAGUGUACGCGGCUGACGUGGCAAAGUGCGCUCCAGUCGACAAAAACUUCAGUCGUCGCCGUUGGCUGCGUAGCAGCCGUCAAGAUAGCGAUUCCAAAUCCAAAUCCAAAUCUCAGCCAUCCAGAUUGCAGACACCCCAGACAAAAUUCAAUUCGGCCGGCCGGGGACGUAAGAAAGCGCCUCUCGCGGCGGCGGUCGCGGGCAGGAGGCUGCUAGAAUUAUACGAGUUAGACCGCGCGCUGGGUGAAGGCAAAUUCGGGACUGUGCGCGUUUGCCAGGCGAAAAAUGGCCCGGAUGCGGGAGUGGAGUUCGCGUGCAAAUCGAUCGCGAAAAGCAGCGCGCCGAGUAUGGUUGUGACUCACGGUGCGACGGAAACGGAGAACGCGGCUUCUCCCUUCACCACCGGAUACAGCGGCAGUACCAGCAAUCGCAAUGGCAGUAGCAAUAGCAACAGCAGUAGCAGUAGCAGCAGCAGUAGCAGCAGCAAUGGCAGCAGCAGCAGCAGCAGCAGCGGGAGCGCGGGCGGGUCCACGUGCAGCAGCAGCUGCUACGGCAGCGACAGCGGCAGCAGCAGCGGCGCCAUGAGUGACUUGUGUGACUGCCAUGGCUGCUCGCCCUCAGGUCCUCUUCACCCGGUCGCACCUGGCUCGCCGGCUACUUCCUCAUCGAUUUCAGUCUCUUGCGUGUCAAGAGAAGGUAGUACUCUCAACUCACCUGCCCGAGCAGGGGUAGGAGCAGGAGCAGCAGCUACGGCCGCCGCCGCUGCGGCGCGGUUCUCAACAGCGCUGACGGAGGUGGUGGUGUUACGGAAGCUGCAGGGGCUUGAAGGAGUCGUGCGACUGCGCGACGUCGUGGACGACGGCCCUGCGACGUCGCACUGCCACAUCAUCAUGCAGCUCUGUCGGGGUCCCAGCCUCCAAGACUACAUCGCGUCCAAAGGCGCUGUGAGCGAGGCGGAGGCCGCGCGGCUGAUGCGCGCGGUGGUGGAGGUGGUGGCGGGGUGCCAUGCGCGCGGCAUGGUGCACCGCGACGUGAAGGCCAGCAACUUCCUCUUCCUCUCGCCGCUGCCCUCCUCACCGCUCCCCACCGCGCCGCACCCCUCCUCACCACACCCCCCUCCGCCGCUCGUCGCGAUCGACUUCGGGCUCGCCGCGUUCUGCCGCCCGGGCGAGCGGCUGCAUGACGUGGCGGGCAGCCCGUGCUACGUGGCGCCCGAGGUGCUGAAGCGGCAGUCGGGGCGCGGGUAUGCGCACGCCGUGGACGUGUGGAGCGCGGGCGUGCUCAUGCACCUGAUGCUCUCGGGCGCGCUGCCCUUCGACGGACCCAGCAUAGUGGAGGUGUUCAAAGCGGUGGCAAACGCGCCGCUGGACCUCACAUCAGGUGCAGCGUGGGCGCAGGUGUCGGGCGACGCCAAGGACCUGCUCGCCUCCAUGCUCUGCCGGGACCCCAACGCCCGCCCCACCGCGCAACAAGUGCUUGAGCACAGGUGGUUCCAAAUGCAUUCCACUGACUGAGCAGAGCAGAGCUGAGCUGCCACACAAUAAUCAUCAUCAUCAUCAUCCUCGCAAUCAUUCGCAUGUGCCCCAACUGCACACACCACAUGUGAAGCUCUGGCACCUGCU